Messenger RNA from Saccharomyces eubayanus, 738 nucleotides. It is a transcript of the gene IML3, whose product is annotated as Iml3p. Lineage: Eukaryota; Fungi; Ascomycota; Saccharomycetes; Saccharomycetales; Saccharomycetaceae. Bases 1 to 738 code for a protein of 245 amino acids. The transcript has a single exon. The record is from RefSeq and is a predicted model, not a curated record.
AUGCCUUAUACGUGGAAGUUUUUAGGGGCCAACAAACAACUCUCCUUGGAAAAUGCCAUACCGCAGUUGAACCAAUUGCUGAACCUAGAAGUGGAGUUUGAUGUCAAAACCAUUCAAGUCCCCGAUGGGGCUGAUGAUGUGUCCGGUGGCAACGAGUACAUUCGUUCUGAGUUGAGAUUAGACACCUCCAACCUGGAUGAGAACACAUAUUCUAAAUUCAUUUUUUUGGGGAACGCAAAUAUGGAAGUACCGAUGUUCCUGUGCUAUUGCGGGACCAACAACCAUAACGAGGUUGUAUUACAGUGGCUGAAGGCCGAAUACGGUAUCAUAAUGUGGCCGAUCAACUUUGAUCAGACAAUGAUGAUAAAGUUGGCAGAUGCUAGCAUAGUGCACGUAACAAAGGAAAAUGUUGAGCAGAUCACAUGGUUUAGCUCAAAAUUCUAUUUCGAACCAACAACACAAGACAAAAACUUAAAGCAAUUUGAUAUAGAAAUACCUAGAGAAAGUUGCGAGGGUUUGGCUCUUGGCCAUGGCAACACUAUGCGCCCAUACAGCGAUGCAAUUGUGCCUUACAUCUAUAACGAAACGGGGAUGGCCGUGGGAAAAUUGCCCUUGGCUUCCAUUAUAUUGGCGGGACACACGAAGAUAAUGAGAGAGACCAUUGUUACUUCGACACGAACCCUCAGAAACAGAGUUUUAACGGUUUUACUACAAUCGAUACAAUUUACGAGCGAGUGA